Messenger RNA from Capsella rubella, 1274 nucleotides. Its product is annotated as delta(7)-sterol-C5(6)-desaturase 1. The transcript is spliced from 3 exons. Gene Ontology annotation, biological process: lipid biosynthetic process. Gene Ontology annotation, molecular function: iron ion binding; oxidoreductase activity. Lineage: Eukaryota; Viridiplantae; Streptophyta; Magnoliopsida; Brassicales; Brassicaceae. Bases 207 to 1052 code for a protein of 281 amino acids. The record is from RefSeq and is a predicted model, not a curated record.
CAUAUGAGAGAGAUCACUCAACAUCAAAGAUCAAACUCUUUUUUUUUUUUUUGUCGGCAAUCAAACUCUAUCUGUAUCUUAGACAUGCAUUAACUAGUGUUGCGUCCUCGUUCCCAUUCAGGAAAGGGUAAGGUAAAGUGCUGCUAUCAAACCGACGAAAUCUUCUCUCGUUUUACGGCACCGAUCUCGGUGGAUCUCCGAUUCACAUGGCGGCGGAUCAUGCGUAUCUGAUGCAGUUCGUGGACGAAACUUCGUUUUACAACUGGAUCGUUUUGAGCCAUCUUUUGCCGGCGAAUCUGUGGGAACCUUUGCCUCAUUUUCUCCAGACGUGGCUCCGAAAUUUCCUCGCCGGAACCCUACUCUACUUCAUCUCAGGCUUUCUAUGGUGCUUCUACAUCUAUUACCUUAAAAUCAACGUUUACCUUCCCAAAGAUGCCAUUCCUACAAUAAAGGCUAUGCGUUUGCAAAUGUUUGUGGCAAUGAAGGCUAUGCCUUGGUACACUCUUCUUCCGACUGUCUCUGAGUAUAUGAUCGAGCAUGGCUGGACCAAAUGUUACUCUAGACUAGGCGAACUCGGCUGGAUCCUCUAUUUUGUUUACCUCGCCAUCUAUCUUGUUUUCGUUGAGUUUGGUAUUUAUUGGAUGCACAGAGAGCUUCAUGACAUUAAGCCUCUCUAUAAGUAUCUCCAUGCGACGCAUCAUAUCUACAACAAGCAAAAUACACUCUCUCCUUUUGCUGGGCUUGCAUUUCACCCAGUAGAUGGGAUACUUCAAGCUAUACCGCAUGUUAUAGCGCUGUUUGUGGUGCCAAUUCAUUUCACAACCCAUAUAGGUCUUUUGUUUUUGGAAGCGAUAUGGACAGCGAACAUCCAUGACUGCAUCCACGGCAACAUCUGGCCAGUGAUGGGUGCAGGAUACCAUACGAUACACCACACGACAUACAAGCAUAACUAUGGUCAUUAUACCAUAUGGAUGGAUUGGAUGUUUGGCUCCCUUAGAGAUCCUCUUUUAGAAGAAGAUGACAACAAAGACGGCUCCAAGAAAGCAAAGUGAGAAUGCCCACUUGGUUUUUCCUUUUGUGUCUUUGCUUUGCUCGUUGUUGUUCAAAGUUCAACCCUUCUUGUUCUUCAUGAGUGUGUCUCUCUCAAUGUUUCCAAUAUUUUUUGUUAGAAACAGUGACUGAACAUUUGCUGUCUAGUUAAAAAACAGGUAAAUGUUUGAUCUUUGUAAGACCCCAUUUUUUUAACGGUAAACCUUGAGACCAAGAUUUUGACU